UUACGACGCGCUGCCCGCCACCUAGCGGGCGUUCUUGGCCCAUGCGUCUCCGGUGAAACUAGCCGUGCACAAAUUCGGCCAGGGAAGCAAAAACUUCCCCUCGCACGAACUCGACAAGCCCUCCUCCUUCACCGGGACCACUUCUAAUGGCAGCCGCUCGACUGCACACCGGGCCUGCCCCGUUUCCAUCACCUGAGUGCACAGGAACUACAGCCUUCCUCGACGUGUCGGCCCACGUUGAACACCACAUCGCCUACCACGACUUCAGGUUCGGUGGCUUGAGACCGCCGGCCAGUUCGGUCGCCAACGGAGGGCCCCCGUUCAGCGCGCCGUUGCCGUCGUACUUUGACGGCCCUUCUGACGCUUUCUCGCCUCUGGCUUGGGACAACUUAGGACCGACGUAUCACGUGCAAACCCCCUUUGACUUGGGGGCUUUGGGGAUCGGACCAGGACCUGGGGCGACAGGAAGAGUGCUGCAAGGGAUGACGGUGCAGAGGGCAGCGGGAGGUUGUCGUGGAGGUUCGGGUCAUCAAGACCAUCAGCUGGGACUGGUGUGCGGAGGGGUGAACUCGGGGACGGGGACGAAGAGCAAGCCCAGGAGAAGAGUUGCCACCGUGGCUCAGAGAAGGGCAGCCAACAUUCGGGAGAGGCGGAGGAUGUUUAAUCUCAAUAGCGCUUUCGACAAGCUUCGCAAGAAGGUGCCCACGUUCGCGUACGAGAAGCGGUUGUCCCGUAUCGAAACGCUACGGCUGGCAAUCAUGUACAUCGCCUUCAUGACAGAAGUCGUCGGAGGCAAAGAAGACCCGGACACGACGUGCCCAGGUGCGCCCGGACCAUACGCGGCCCCCAUUCAGCCCAUGAGCGAGCCCCCUCUGGAAGACGCUCCUGGAUUGUGGGCUGCGUCUCGGCCCGUGGGGCCAGUGGGGGCCACCGACGCCCUAGGCCACCUGUGCUCGUCUAGGCAGGUGUGACCUUUGCCUCUGCUGGACCCCGGUUGCAUCUUUCAUCGGUAACACCGGAGUGUCCCAGCUUUCCUUGAGAUUCUGCUGUUCUUCAGAAGAAGGCGUCUUGUCGACUGGUCUUCUCGGUCACCUUGGUAACGUGGACAUGCGAUGUAAAAAGUGCGGCGAAGCGAUCUUAAUACGUGUCACUGGUUUUGAACUAAACCACUUAACGAGCGGGGAAGGGAAGUGCUCGCUGGAGGUCCUUGUACAUGUUAGAGCGCCGGAACUGGUUUAAAAUGGCGAUGAACUUGCAGUGCUAUAGGGGAAUGUCUUUAUUAUGUGGGGAUGCGUGUACGGGACUGCUUGAAGAGAAAUGUGAGUUUUCUACGAUGACAACACGCAUGUACAACCCUAAGUGUGUACAACACGUUGAUGCGCGCGUAAAAUAAUCCUCGUUCCUUGUUACGUCAGGACUUACCACAGUUGUCAUUGUUCGAUGGAGUAUUCAGUGAAGCACGGUGAUACAGUACUCCAAUGACCCUUACACAUGUCGGACGGAAUGCUAUAACUACACGUUGCCACGCCACACAUCAAAAAGACAGAAGCCCUGUACUCUGUUUUACUUGUCGCGCGGCUGCUGUGAAAUCACGGCAACCGUUCAUGAUGAAGGUGACGUAGGUGACAUAGACGGGACGGCGUCUAUAUCUGCGUGGUUCCGUCCGCACCUCCUACGUCUCAAUGUGCCGGUACAAUUAUGUCUAAAGUAUAUACCAACUACUCCCCCCUUGCACCUUGGUUCAGCAUAUACCGGUUCACCCAGCUUAACAGCUUAGGCGAUGCGAGUAGAGUAGAAUGAGAGGCGCCGCAAAUUCGCACACCGGCAGAUCUACAGGGUGUUACCCUAUAAAAGUCUACCCGUGCCGCCAUGCCGUAUUCACCAAUUACUCAAUGCAGGUGGCACAUUGUGCGAUCUUUAUAUAAAGCUCAUAAGGACAAUUAAUCUUGGUAAAUUUCAAAGUGAUUGAGUGCCGCAGCAC
Ornithodoros turicata is the source of this 1981-nucleotide messenger RNA. RefSeq names its product neurogenin-3-like. Gene Ontology annotation, molecular function: protein dimerization activity; RNA polymerase II transcription regulatory region sequence-specific DNA binding; DNA-binding transcription factor activity, RNA polymerase II-specific. The record is from RefSeq and is a predicted model, not a curated record. The transcript is spliced from 2 exons. The coding region runs from base 147 to 971 and encodes 274 amino acids. Lineage: Eukaryota; Metazoa; Arthropoda; Arachnida; Ixodida; Argasidae. Gene Ontology annotation, biological process: regulation of transcription by RNA polymerase II; developmental process.